AUGGCCCGAAAGCGCAAGAGCGCCGCUAGCACUGCUGACUUGUGCCCGCGGGAUCUCAACGAGAUCCCGUACAUCGCUUGGAUGAACAAGCAGCUCGCGGCCGGCCGCAAGCCCGCCGGCCCCCUGCCCGAUGGUGCGCCCGGUGCGGGAGACACCUCGUUCGAAGCCCCGCGUGACGUGCCUACCCGCGGACGCCCUCAUGCCGACCGGGUUGCAUCAUCCCGCGUCGUGGACGACGAGGCCUUCGACGACGAUCCUGAUUUCAAUGACUGCGACGAGGCGUACGACGACGACGCGGACUCUGGCGAGGAGCCGGACAAGGGCAUGUCCCCCUCCGAGGACGAAGACGACGGCGACGAGGACGCUGAAGACGACGAGGACGUUCCCGAGGAGGCACAACCCACUACCCCGCCUACCCGUCGCGGCCGUGCGUCUACUGCGGCCGGAACCAAGACUGCCGCAAAGGGCGGAGAGCCUCCUCGUGGCGCGUCGAAGACGCGCAACCUGAACCCUGUCAGGCGGAGCGUGUGGUCUACCCGCGAGAGCACCAUUUUCGUCGCAGCUCGUUGGUUCAUGAAGGACGAGUUGGGCGCUCUCCUCGGCAAGCAGGGAUCCCAGUACUGGGCCCGCCUCGUGCGUCAUCUCGAGCAGGAGAACCCCGGGUGGGUCCGCGGCGUGAACGCACUGCAGAAGCAGUGGCGCAACCUCGUUAACGUGUACAAGCAGAUCAAGAAGGGGGAGAAGGCGAGCGGCAAGGGGGCGGUGUGCAAGCCUCCAUGGUACCCGUACAUGGCGCUAUUCCAGAACAACAAGGCUGUUGGUAACCCACACGCUGUCGACGGUGGUGGCGCGGCUCACGUCAACGUGCCGUGCGGUUUCGCGGUUCCGUCGCCAUCAGCACCAUGCACAUCUUCUCCGACUUUCACCGCACCAACGCCGCAGGGGACGCCUACGUCGAAGCGCCCACGGGUGGUGGAGACCGCAACGGUGGCCGCCGCCAAGCUGGUGUGUGACACAAUCAAGGGCUGCCACUCCGACGUGAUGAAUCGUAUCGAAGUCCUCGUCCGCGCAUGGAUGGAGCAGGGUGCGCGGAUUGCACGCGAACGCGUGCAGCAGCCCGCCCCCUUCCCGCCUGCCCACGACGGCAUCCCUGGGCAUGCGACGCCCGCCGCCGAAGGAGGCGACGACGGCUGGCUCCGCCGCAGGCAGGCGGCCGACAACGCCUCUAACCCUGAUGCGGGCGAUGAUGUGUGGGUUCGCGGCGCCGACGAGUGA
Molecule: messenger RNA, 1275 nt
Organism: Closterium sp. Naga37s-1
Lineage: Eukaryota; Viridiplantae; Streptophyta; Zygnematophyceae; Desmidiales; Closteriaceae
Source: the annotation of a GenBank genome assembly